Messenger RNA from Drosophila serrata, 535 nucleotides. RefSeq lists its product as uncharacterized. The record is from RefSeq and is a predicted model, not a curated record. NCBI's taxonomy places the organism in Eukaryota, Metazoa, Arthropoda, Insecta, Diptera, Drosophilidae.
UUAACGCAAAUUUUCGAGGAGAGCAACGUGAAAACCCAGCUAGCAGCUAAAAAAAAAGAUGGGCAAGAUCAAGGCAUACAAGAAGAUGAAGCAGCUUCAGGAGGAGAAACGUUCAGAACAGACACAGGAGCAAGUGCAUCUUAACAGUAGCAACGGAAUGGGAGUCUCAGAUAUGGAACAAUCAAUGGAGAUCGACGGCAAUCCGACUCUUGCACCUGAGGCCAACAAUUCCUCAAAGGCAAAGGCUCUUUCAAGACAGCAAAAACGUUUGGUCAAUGAGUUACGCCGCUUGAAUGCCAACAUUAUAAGUGCCGAUGCCAUAAAAUCUGAUGGCAACAAGCCGUUAAACGUACACGACAAGCUCAAUGCCAACCGAACGAAAUCUGAGAAGGACUUUAGCUCCACUUUGGUGAUAUGCGAUAAUAAGAUGGUGCUGAUCAACGAUUUGCAAGGCAAGAAGCGUCGCUGUACCAUGCGCCCAAAAAAGUAUGCAGACUUUUUGGGACCCAGAAUAGAAGGAAUACGCGAAGUUUAA